AUGGCGUCGACGACUGCCACCCCGCAGGGCAGCGUUCGGCAGCGCAACACUGCGAAGCGGCCUACCACGCCGGGCGCCGCUGCCGACGACAUCGCCAACGCACUGAACAAGUCCGUUGCAAAGACCAGACGCACCGGUUCGGACCGCGAAUACGGCGUCGGUCUCCUCAUUACCACCAUUCUUGCCUUCGUCACCCGAUUCUGGGGCAUCAGCCAUCCCAAUGAAGUCGUCUUCGAUGAGGUUCACUUUGGCAAGUUUGCCUCUUACUACCUCGAGAGAACCUACUUCUUCGAUGUCCACCCUCCGUUCGGAAAGCUCCUCUUUGCUUUUAUGGGAUGGCUUGUUGGCUACGACGGACAUUUCCACUUCGAGAACAUUGGCGACUCAUACAUCUCGAACAAGGUGCCCUAUGUCGCCUUCCGAGCUAUGCCCGCCAUCCUUGGCGCCCUGACCGUCUCCGUUACCUACCUCAUCAUGUGGGAGUCUGGGUACAGCCUGCCUGCUUGCCUGUUGGCUGCUGGUCUGGUUCUGCUUGACAACGCCCACAUUGGCCAGACUCGAUUGAUCCUCCUGGACGCCACUCUUGUCUUCGCCAUGGCCUGCAGUUUGCUCUGCUACAUCAAGUUCUACAAGCUGCGCCACGAGCCCUUCUCGCGCAAGUGGUGGAAGUGGCUUGUCCUGACCGGCUUCGCCUUGUCUGCCGAUAUCUCGACCAAGUACGUUGGUCUCUUCGCCUUUGUCACCAUUGGCUCGGCUGUGAUCAUUGAUCUCUGGGCUCUGUUGGACAUUAAGAGACCCGGUGGCGCCCUCAGCCUUCCCGAGUUCGCCAAGCACUUUGCUGCUCGCGCCUUUGGCCUGAUCAUCCUGCCUUUCAUGUUCUACCUCUUCUGGUUCCAAGUGCACUUCGCCGUUUUGACCCGAUCGGGUCCUGGCGACGACUUCAUGACCCCCGAGUUCCAGGAGACGCUGAGCGACAACGUCAUGCUGGCCAACUCACUGACUGUCGAGUACUACGACACCAUCACCCUCCGCCACAAGGAGACCAAAACCUACCUUCACAGUCACGAGGACCACUACCCUCUGCGCUACGACGAUGGUCGUGUUUCCAGCCAGGGCCAGCAGGUCACUGGCUACCCUUACAACGACACCAACAACUACUGGCAGAUCAUUCCCUUGGUCGAUGACCACGCGACUGGCAAGCCCGUCAGGAACCAGGAUGUUGUUCGUCUUAGGCACUUGGGUACCGACACCAUGCUCUUGUCUCACGACGUAGCCUCGCCUUACUACCCCACGAACCAGGAGUUCACCACGGUUCCUUUGACCGAGGCGUACGGCGACCGUCUCAACGACACACUCUUUGAGAUUAGAGUCGAGAACGGGAAGCCAGGCCAGGAGUUCAAGAGUAUUUCGAGCCACUUCAAGCUGAUCCACAACCCCAGCAAGGUUGCCAUGUGGACUCACACCACUCCCCUCCCUGAAUGGGGACACAAGCAGCAGGAGAUCAACGGCAACAAGCAGCUGGCACCGAGCUCCAACAUCUGGUUUGUUGAGGACCUCCCCUCGAUUCCGCUGGACUCCAAGAGACGCGAGAAGCCCGAGAAGGAGGUCAAGACUCUGUCCUUUUUCCGCAAGUGGUUUGAACUACAGCGUUCUAUGUUCUGGCACAACAACCAGUUGACCAGCAGUCACCCCUACGCCAGCCACCCCUACCAGUGGCCCUUCCUGCUCCGCGGUGUCAGCUUCUGGACCCAGAACGACACCCGCCAACAGAUCUACUUCCUUGGCAACCCUAUUGGCUGGUGGCUCGCCAGCAGUCUGUUGGCUGUUUUUGCUGGUAUUAUCGGCGCGGACCAGGUGUCACUUAGACGGGGUAUCGACGCUCUUGACCACCGCACUCGGUCACGGUUGUACAACUCCACCGGCUUCUUUUUCCUGGCUUGGGCCACCCACUACUUCCCGUUCUACCUGAUGGGCCGCCAACUCUUCCUGCACCACUACUUGCCGGCUCACCUCGCUUCUUGUCUGGUUGCUGGUGCUCUCCUAGAGUUCAUCUUCACCGCUGAGCCCGCGCCCGAGGAGGGAUACCAGCCCAUCAAGGGCAACAAAAAGGCCGAUGGACCCAAGAGGCACAUUUCCGCCCGCGAGCGGUUUGCCGGCCAAAGCCUCGUCGGUGCCUGGAUUGCUUGCGGUGCCAUUCUGCUCCUUGCUCUUGCCGGCUGGUACUUUUUCCUGCCGUUGACUUACGGCUACCCUGGUCUGAGUGUUGAACAAGUCGUCCGUCGCAAGUGGCUCGGCUACGACCUGCACUUUGCCAAAUAA
Molecule: messenger RNA, 2319 nt
Organism: Colletotrichum spaethianum
Lineage: Eukaryota; Fungi; Ascomycota; Sordariomycetes; Glomerellales; Glomerellaceae
Product: dolichyl-phosphate-mannose--protein mannosyltransferase 4
Exons: 3
Coding region: 1-2319 (772 amino acids)
Biological process (GO): protein O-linked glycosylation via mannose
Cellular component (GO): membrane; endoplasmic reticulum
Molecular function (GO): dolichyl-phosphate-mannose-protein mannosyltransferase activity
Source: RefSeq, a predicted model, not a curated record